This is a messenger RNA of Erigeron canadensis, 2185 nucleotides long. RefSeq names its product diacylglycerol kinase 1-like. The transcript has 7 exons. The coding region runs from base 1 to 2109 and encodes 702 amino acids. Gene Ontology annotation, molecular function: ATP-dependent diacylglycerol kinase activity. The record is from RefSeq and is a predicted model, not a curated record. NCBI's taxonomy places the organism in Eukaryota, Viridiplantae, Streptophyta, Magnoliopsida, Asterales, Asteraceae.
AUGGACGAUUAUAGAGAAGAGGAUCAUUUCCUGCCUUCUACUUGGUUGAACAAAAGCUCAUCUGAACUAGCAGAAUCAAAUCUCUUCAUUAUAUCUUGCUUUAUUGCUGGCCUUAUCGGUAUCUUGACUAUCGUUUACACUGCAUUUCAAUGGAGAAGAAACAUAAGUCUCAGUUGGACAAAAGCCAUUGCAGGAACAAACAAAGAUCCAAAAUCAAGCAAGGAUCUUGUAGCACCACAUACUUGGUAUUUAGAAUCCGUAGCUCGUGGGAAAAGCUUAAAUUGUUGUGUAUGUUUAAAAUCUAUGUCACCGUCUCAAUCUCUUGGCCCCAUGGUGUCUUCAGGUAGUUUCAUUCACCGUUGUAGCAUAUGUGGUGCGGUGGCUCACCUUAACUGUUCAGCAAAUGCCAAUAAAGAUUGUAAAUGUGUGUCUAUGAUCGGGUCAGACCAUGUCUUGCACCAAUGGGCUAUUAGGUGGACAGAGGUUAUUGAUCAACCAGAUGGAACCUCUUUUUGUACACAUUGUGAAGAAUCGUGUAGUGCUUCUUUUCUUGGCGGGUCACCAAUCUGGUGUUGUUUAUGGUGUCAACGAUUAAUUCAUGUUGAUUGCCAUGGUAACAUGUCUCGUGAAACUGGUGAUAUUUGUGAUAUGGGUCCUUUUAAAAGAUUGAUUUUAUCGCCUCUUUAUGUUAAGGGAUUAGGUCGGUCAUCAUCUGGUGGAAUAUUGAGUUCCAUAACUUUUGGAGCCAAUGAGAUCGCAUCAUCUGUUCGUGCAAGUAUUACAAGUCAAACUAAGAAAAACAAGCAAGGGGAUCGAUUUAAUAUAGAUGAUGGUGAAGUUGGUGUAGGGGAAUCGUCUACAGAUGAGCAAAAAACUGAUUCCGGUGACAGUGACAUGAUGAGCAAAAAACGGAGUUAUAAAAGAAGUCACCAGAAAGAUGAUUCUCAGAUGGUACAAAUGAAGCAGAUAUACGAGUUGGUCAAUUUGCGUUCUGAUGCAAGGCCUCUUUUGGUUUUCAUUAACAAAAAAAGUGGUGCUAAGCGUGGUGAUUCAAUAAGGCUACGCAUGAAUAUUCUUUUGAAUCCUGUUCAGAUAUUUGAGUUGAGUUCGAAAGAAGGGCCGGAAGUCGGUCUUUAUCUAUUUAGAAAGGUAUCACAUUUCAGAGUGCUUGUAUGUGGUGGGGAUGGUACAGUAGGAUGGGUAUUGGAUGCCAUUGAAAAGCAAAAUUUUGUAUCUCCACCUCCAGUUGCUAUUCUACCAGCUGGAACCGGAAAUGAUUUGGCCCGAGUUUUAAAUUGGGGAAGUGGUUUAGGCUCGGUAGAGAAACAAGGAGGUCUAUGCACCAUGUUGCAACACAUGGAGCAUGCUGCUGUAACCGUUCUUGAUCGUUGGAAAAUUUCAAUUGUAAAUCACAGGGGAAGACCCCUUCGAUCCCCAAAGUUUAUGAAUAAUUAUCUUGGUGUCGGAUGUGAUGCAAAGGUUGCUCUUGAUAUUCAUAAUCUGAGGGAGGAGAAUCCUGAAAAAUUUUAUAACCAGUUUAUGAAUAAAGUCUUAUAUGCUAGAGAAGGUGCCAGGAGUAUGAUGGAUAGAACAUUAGCAGAUUAUCCAUGGCAAGUCCGAGUGGUGGUUGAUGGUGUUGAGGUUGAUGUUCCCGAGGAUGCAGAAGGCAUUCUUGUUGCCAAUAUUGGGAGUUAUAUGGGUGGUGUAGACCUAUGGCAAAAUGAAAAUGAAAGAAAUGAUAACUUUAAUCCUCAAUCUAUGCACGAUAAGAUGUUAGAGGUCGUGAGCAUAUCAGGAACUUGGCAUCUCGGAAAGCUCCAGGUGGGGCUUUCUCGAGCUCGAAGACUUGCCCAAGGGAAGACCAUAAGGAUUCAGCUUCUUGCACCAUUGCCAGUUCAAGUUGAUGGAGAACCGUGGUUACAGUCACCUUGCACGUUGAGCAUUUCACACCAUGGACAGGCUUUUAUGCUGAGAAGAACAGUCGAGGGCCCACUUGGUCAUGCAUCCGGAAUAAUUGCUGAUGUGCUAGAGAAUGCUGAAACAAAUCUGGUGAUUAAUGCAUCCCAGAAGCGAGCGCUUCUUCAUGAAAUGGCACUUAGACUAUCGUAGCACCACCACAUUUGUAGAAUGCAAACGAACGGUCUUCACUAGGCCAUGUACUUUUUACAUGUGUAGAUAUUGGUUA